This is a messenger RNA of Nematostella vectensis (starlet sea anemone), 2727 nucleotides long. Its product is annotated as protein GLUTELIN PRECURSOR ACCUMULATION 3. Gene Ontology annotation, molecular function: protein binding. Bases 158 to 1369 code for a protein of 403 amino acids. The record is from RefSeq and is a predicted model, not a curated record. The transcript is spliced from 7 exons. Lineage: Eukaryota; Metazoa; Cnidaria; Anthozoa; Actiniaria; Edwardsiidae.
GGUUUCGUCUUACGAGUAAUUUGAUUGGUUGAUGAGCUUGAAAAAGUUAUUCACAAAAUUUCCCGCCAAAGAUUUUUUUAGCUCCGAGUGAUCAAGGUUUCGAUCAAUUCCCAAUUUCUUUAACGCAUAGCCAAUUUUUACAUUGUAUUUGAUAAUCAUGGGCAACGAAGGAUCAGUUCCUGUAUCUUAUGGCACUAGACUCUUAAAUGACGUGAAGGUCGAGUGGAAGAGAUCGGGAAAGGACUGUGUUUAUUCUCCAAGAGAUGGCCAUUGUGCAGCCAGCGUUGGAUCCAAGUUGUACGUGUUCGGUGGAGUUGCAUGGAAUGUGACGAUCGGAGAAGUUUCUGAGAUGAAUGAGAUGCUAGUGUACGAUCUUGAGAGUCAGACGUGGAGCAAGCCUGUUACCAGAGGGGAUACACCUUCCUCCAGGUCAUCUGCAACUAUGUGUUCUGUCGGCAACACGUUAUUUAUGUUUGGUGGGCUAAGCAGGGACAGUGGCUGGUUGAAUGAUCUGUAUGCAUUUAAUACAGACUCUAUGCAGUGGAAAGCUAUAGAAGCAAAAGGGACUUACCCCUCCCCCCGGGACAAGUUGGGUUCUGUUGCCAUGGGGACCAAGAUGCUGAUAUUUGGAGGGUUCGGUCCAAAGGAGGAUGACGAGAUGGCUGGGCCUGGAGAGGCGGAGUUUACUUGGUUCAAUGACAUCUUUGCAUUUGAUACAGAAAACCUAACAUGGAAGAAGUUCAUGGUGACUACAGUAGGGUCUCCGACUCCUCGUGCUGCUCACUGCAUGUGUGCAGUUGGUUUCAAGGUGGUUAUAUUUGGAGGGAAGGACAGUAUCGCAAGACGUCAUGACACUCAUAUCCUAAAUACAGAAAAUAUGAAGUGGGAAACAGUAAAAACCUCAGGGCGUCAGCCAUCACCUCGCUCAUUCCACUCCUGUGCAGCUGUGGGCAAUCGCAUGGUGGUGUUCGGUGGAAGAGGUUUAGCAAAUCAACACUUUAAUGAUCUCCAUAUCUUUGACGUAGAUAAGCAAGAGUGGUUACAACCAUCAGUGUCAGGCGCUCUCCCAGCCCCUAGGGGUGUCCACACCAUGAGCGCUCUUUGCGGCAACCUGGUGGUGUUCGGAGGGUCAUCUGAAUUUGACGAGUCUACAAUGCAGUGCCAGCAGUAUCAUAAUGAUACAUUUUUAUUAUCUGCAGACAAACUCCUCUCUGGGGCAUCCCUCGGCCCUGACCCUAAUGACAAACCAAAAGAGGUGGUCCCCAUGGCAACACCAGUGAAUCCAGAGCCUGCCAUAGACACAAUAGAUGAGAACGAAGAAGAGUGGGAGGAUACGGAAGAGGAUGACUCAUCAGGACAGGAACAUUGAGUGUAGGACAGUGGGAUAAAUCAAGUAUAGAAUAGCAUUGUGACAGAUGUCAUACACCUACUCCGGCUGACAAAGAGACAAGCUUUUCUUGGUUUCCAAGUGAGGUGCACAUCUGUACCUUGGCAUGGAUUUAAAUAAUUACUUAAAUCAUGAUUUAAGUCAGUACUUUCUAUGAUCAUCAUUCCUUCUAAAUUUUCAGUCCCAAGGGAGAGGUGGAACAAGAACCCCUUCGUCCUGCCAUGUGCUUAUGGCUAGGAUAGUUCCCACAUGGCAUAGAACCUAUGUAUACUAGGAUAGUUCCCACAUGGCAUACAGACCAGCAUGUAUACUAGGAUAGUUCCCACAUGGCAUAGAACCUAUGUAUACUAGGAUAGUUCCCACAUGGCAUACAGACCAGCAUGUAUACUAGGAUAGUUCCCACAUGGCAUAGAACCUAUGUAUACUAGGAUAGUUCCCACAUGGCAUACAGACCAGCAUGUAUACUAGGAUAGUUCCCACAUGGCAUAGAACCCAUGUAUACUAGGAUAGUUCCCACAUGGCAUACAGACCAGCAUUUAUACUAGGUAUCAAAAGGUCCAGCUUUUUGGGUUUGUCAACAAAGUAAAACACCAACAGAGUUAAUUUAUUAAAUGGAACAAUUUGUUUUCCUCAAUGAUUAUGGCAUUUAUAACGUCAGAUUUUAAAAUAAAUGAAUCAGGUGAACAUUUUAUUAGUUUUAGAAUUUUGGGCGCAACUCCAUAAAAAGUUCAUUCUAAAGAAACAAACUCGAGUUAUCGGGGAGUUUGAGUUUGCUGGAAGUUCAAGUUAGUGAGGAGUUUGAGUUAGUGGGGAGUUCCAGUUAUCAGGGAGUUCGAGUUAGUAGGGAGCUGGAGUUAGCUGGAAAUUCGAGUUAGUGGGGAGUUAGAGUUAAUGGGGAGUUCGUGUUAUCAGGGUGUUCGAGUUAGUGAGAAGUUUGAGUUAGUGGGGAUUUCAAGUUAUCGGGGAGUUUGAGUUAGCGGGGAGUUCAAGUUAUCGCGGAGUUGGAGUUAUCGGGGAGUUCGCGUUAUCGGGGGGAUUCGGGAUUUAGUUUCCACUAUUUUUUCAGUAAAUUUGGGAAUUAUUUUACGCGCACUCUCAUCUCGUAUUUUUCUGCACUUUUGUUUUCGCGCAUUUUUUAAAUUAAAUAUUGGCAGUUUUUAUUCUUUCGCGAUACAAAAUACAGCGGCAUGUGCCCGACAAACAUCCUGUAUAUUGAUUCUUUGAUGACAUUGCAGGGAAGUCGCUAAAUUAAGUGGUGCUUCGACGGCGCCAAAUUAUUUUUUGUACACUGUACAUUAUUAGCAGGUUUAAAAAGAAUAAAAAUCAACCUUUGAAAUUUA